UUUCUCUACAGUGGCACAGCCUAUUGGAAAACCACCAUUCCUCUCUGCACUGCAGACUCUCGCUUUCAAGAUUCAACUGUCGCAAAUGGAGUUUUGGGGUGUUGAGGUCAAAAGUGGAGAGCCCCUUGAGGUGGAUCCUGGUGAUGGUUCGGUAUUGCGUCUUACACAGGCCUGUCUUGGAGAGGUCAAGGACAAAGGAAAUGAAAGCAUCUGCCUGUUUGUAAAAGUUGAUGAGCAGAAGCUUGUUCUUGGAACACUUUCUUAUGAGAAAUUCCCCCAGAUAUCUUUUGAUCUGAUGUUUGAAAAGAAAUUUGAGUUAUCCCAUAACUGGAAAAGUGGAAGUGUCUACUGCGCUGGAUUUAGAGCUUAUUAUGCACCUAAAGAUAUCAUCACAGAUGAAUCUUCUGAAUCUGAUGGUUACUUUGAUACAGACUUUGAUUCAGAGGAGGAUUUGCCUGUCAUCCCCCAUCAUAGUGAAAAAUCUGAGUUACAAGCUGUACAAGCUUCAAAGCCUGGUGGUACUUCAGCUAAACAGGUGAAGAUUGUGGAACCAAAUAAAGCUGAAGAUGCGGAUGAAGAUGUGGAUAAGGAUACAACUUCGGAUGAGGAUUCAUCUAAUGAAGAUGAUGAAACUGGUGAAAGUGAUGACAGUAGUGAAGAUGAGGGCAGCAGCGAAGACGAGGAUGAAGAGAUCCCAUCAAAGGCUGAAGCAAGCAAGAAGAGACCUGUUGAAGCUCCCAAAAAAACACCUGUUCCCGAUAAGAAAGCAAAAUUUAUUACUCCUGAGAAGACUGAUGGCAACAAAGCUGUUGGCCAUGUGGCCACUCCUCACCCUUCAAAGCAGGCUGGGACAAAACAGACUCCAAAACCAGGUGGAGCAUUCCCUUGUAAAUCAUGUAACAGGUCAUUCAGCUCGGAAACCGGCUUGCAGUCGCAUACAAAGGCAAAACACUGUGCUGGGAAAUGAAUGGCACCAUAGUACUAUUUGGUGAGCAUGUUCCUUUUGGGAUGAAUUAGAAAGACCAAGUUAGGUUUAGUAAAAUGUGAGUGGAAGGAGUAGUUUAGUAUGUUGUUUUAAUACUUUGGCCAACUUUGUUGGAGUUCAUUGAUAGUAACUUUGACCGUGUUCUGUUGCAAUCUCAUUCAGUAUUGAGUGUCAUAAUUGUCUCAGUUUCUUGAUGAAUGGUUGUUCAACCCAUUAGUUGUGCAGUAAUCUUUU
Corylus avellana is the source of this 1219-nucleotide messenger RNA. The record is from RefSeq and is a predicted model, not a curated record. NCBI's taxonomy places the organism in Eukaryota, Viridiplantae, Streptophyta, Magnoliopsida, Fagales, Betulaceae.